This is a messenger RNA of Entelurus aequoreus (snake pipefish), 7294 nucleotides long. Its product is annotated as DENN domain-containing protein 5B-like. NCBI's taxonomy places the organism in Eukaryota, Metazoa, Chordata, Actinopteri, Syngnathiformes, Syngnathidae. The transcript is spliced from 21 exons. Bases 16 to 4002 code for a protein of 1328 amino acids. The record is from RefSeq and is a predicted model, not a curated record. Gene Ontology annotation, molecular function: guanyl-nucleotide exchange factor activity; small GTPase binding.
GUAUCGGUCUCCUCCAUGACGGUAUCUUCUUCGUGCCAUCCGGUGCCGCUUCGUCUCCACUCCCAGGCGGACUUCGAGAGAGCAGCACCCAGCCUGAGGACCGGGAGCAGGAGGCGACAAGCAGGGCUUCUUCUCACGGCUAUUGCCCCGCUAUGCUCGACCACCACCACCGCGACGUGUAGAUUCCUUUCCCCACGCUGCCUUUUCGUCCCGAGGAUGAGCACCUCCGCUUCGGCCACCGGCUCGGCUUCUUGCCGCUUCGCCCACUAUUUUGUCGUGUGUGGACUGGACGCCGAGACGGGCCUGGAGCCGGACGACGGAGCAGGCCAGAGCUUCGAGCAGAGCCCGAUUCAUCGCUCCUUCAAGUCCAGAGUUCUGGUGCAUUACCCUGAGAGCACGGACAGAAACCCCUUCAAUAAGGAUGCAGUCAACAUGCUGUGCAUGCCGAGGGGUCUCUCCUUCCGCACGCAGGCAGACCGGCGUGACUCCCACUUCCACUCUUUCACCAUCGGCUUGGCCGACGGCUCCCGCUCCUACGGCUUCGUCCACACCUUCUACGAGGAGGUGACCAGCGCGCAGGUCAUCACGGCCAUGCGGACUCUGCACCAGAUGUACCACGUGGAGCACCACUCCUCCUCCACCUCCUCCUCCUCCUCCGCAGCCUCCUCCGCCUCCUCGCCCUCCACCUCCAGCAUGGACUCCCUGCUGAGCAGCCUGGACGAGUCGGACGGGGACUCUCUGGCGGGGAGCGCCGCCUCCUCCUCCGCCGCCUGUUUGGGCUGCGCCAACUCCUUCGAGCCUUCUCACGACACCUUGUACGUGUCCAAAUCCCUCUGCCUGCUCACGCCGCUCCCUUUCCUCCAAGCCUCUCGCCAGUUCCUCUCCCAGCUGCACCAGGCGGUCGCCUCCCAGACGGCGCCGCCUCUGCCGCUGGAGAGCUACGUCCACAACAUCCUCUUCGAGGUGCCCCUGCCGCCGCCCGGACGCUCGCUGAGGUUCCACGGCGUGCAGGGACCCAUCUUGUGCCAGCGGCCCGGCCCGGGCGAGCUGCCACUGGGGGAGUAUCCUCUCGGAGAAGCCUUUUCUCUGCUGGGGGUGGACAACAUGGUGCGGCUUCUCACCUGCUCGCUGCUGGAGACGCAGAUACUGCUCUACUCCCAAGACUACCAGCGUUUGAUGACCGUGGCAGAGGGCAUCACCACCCUGCUCUUCCCGUUCCAGUGGCAGCACAUCUACCUGCCCAUCAUCUCCGCACCUCUGCACCACCUCCUGGACGCACCUGUCCCCUUCCUGAUGGGCAUUCAGCACAGGGAGGGCGCUCAGCGGUCCUCCCUGCACCUACCACAAGAGGCCAACCUUUGCUUCGUGGACAUCGACAACCGCUGCGUGGACGCUCCCGAGGGUCUCCCCGGCUUUCCGGACCAAACCGAGCUUGCGAAAGACCUGAGCGAGAUCCUGCAGCGUUUUGGGCUCCCCCCGCAGGGCGGCGCCGUCCAAAAAGCCUCCAGCGCCUCUCCUCCUCUGAGCAGCCUGGAGGACCUGAUGGAGGACCGGCGCAACGGCAACCUGGCGGGCGACGAGCUGGAGGUCCUGGAGAGGCUGCAAGCUCUGGCUUGGAGGUGCGGCGCGGACAAGACGGCGGGCGGCGGCGGCAAGACGCUGGGGCGCGUGUGGGAGGAGGAGGAGGAAACACUGAGCACGGCCAAGAUGAACAUUCAGCUGAGGGAGGUGUUGGCCGGCCGCUUUGCCGCCAUCUUUGGCCGCUACGAGGAGUUUGUCAUCCACGGCGCGUUUGAUCUGGAUUCCUGGCUGAGCAACCGGGAGGGGACGUUCAGCUUCGACAAGGGUUCCUUCCUCUCAGCCCAGCCCACGGCCCACUUGCGCUUCCUGUCCCGCUUCCUGGAGACGUCCAUGUUCUCGUCCUUUGUGGACGGCAAGGUGAUGUCUCGCUGGGCCGACCGGGAGCCGCUGCAGCAGCUCUUUGACAGCCGCCUGGAGACGGAGCGGCUGUGCGACGCGGACCGGGCGGAGGGCCGCGAUGCCCGCUGCGGGGCGGGCCCCACGCUCUUUGAGUCAGCUCAGGCCAUCGAGCGCCGCCUGCUGAAGGCCGACCACACGGCCAUACACCCCCACCUGCUGGACAUGAGGAUCGGCCAGGGUCUCCACCAGCCCGGCUACUUCCCCAAGCUGCAGGCUGACGUGCUGGUGCAGGCGCAGACCACCAACAAGCGGUCCAGUCGUGUCACAGCAUCACGCAGAAGCGACACCAGGAGGACGCCAACAGCAGCAGAAGACGGCGAGCAAAGACAGAAGCACUCGCUGGCAAGGAAGCACCUCAACCAGCUGCAGUUUAUGGACGUGUCGCCUCAAGAGGUCGCCCGCACUCACAGAGAGUUUGUUCAGGGCUUGCUGAGCGAGUGUCGACUGAAGACCAAACGCAUGUUGAUGGAGAGGAUGGGGAAGGAGAGCGUGGAAGUGGGAGAAGCCAACAUCACUGGCCUGCAGGAGAGCACUCUGAUCCACGGCCUGUGUGACCUCCUGGAGAGAACCUGGGGUCACGGUCUGCAGAUGAAACAGGGGAAGUCAGCUCUGUGGUCCCACCUGCUUCAUUACCAGGCCACCCUGCCGAAGACAGACAUACCAGCAGAGUCUCCAGGAUCCGAGCAGAGAACAUUUGAUGAUGCCACGCUUCUCCUGCGAGGAUCUUUGGUACAAGAUAUGAGGUUUAUCCAAACUAUGAGUGAGGGUCUAUCUGAGGUGGGCCAAGCCCGAGCGUGGAUAAGUUUAGCCCUGGAGAAGAAGAUGCUGUCUCAGCACCUCAAAGAGCUGCUCACCAACCAGGAGUUGCUCAGGCACUUGUACAAACCUCACGCCUUCCUGCUCUGCGAGGAAGAGCGGGAGCAGUUCCUGUUCCAUCUUCUCUCCCUCAACACGGUGGACUACCUCUGCUUCACGCGGGCCUUCCACUCCAUCGAUAUUCCGUACCGGGUGGCGAUCAUCCCCAUGAAGAAGCUCAGCAUUGCCAUGGCGACCGUCAACCCCUGGGUGUGUGUGUCGGGAGAGAUGGGAGAUUCAGGGGUCCGACAGAUCCCCAAGAACACGCAGGAUAUUUCCUUCCAGUGCAAGAACCUGGGCCGGCUGAGCACUUUGCAGCUGGGACAGGAGAACUCGGGCCUGCUGGCCAAGUGUCUCAUCGACUGCGUAAUGGUCUACAACGAGAUCACGGGGCACACCUACAAGUUCCCGUGCGGUCGCUGGCUGGGCAAAGGCGUGGGCGACGGCAGCCUGGAGCGAGUCCUCAUCGGUCAGCUGGUGUCCCCGGGCGGAGACGAGGAUUCCGGAAGGUGGACGGGGACGCCGCCGCCGCCGCAGGAGCUGGCCUCGCCUUCCCAGGGCAUGCGGGCCGUGCUGGGGUCGCUCGGCAACCGAACCAGAGUGAUGUCUGUUGAAGUACACGAGGACAUGAGGGAGGCGGCCAACAACCUGGUCAAACACUUCCACAAACCUGAACAAGAGAGAGGAAACGUGACCGUCUUGUUAUGUGGCGAAGGAGGUCUGGUUGCCUCUCUGGAGAAGUUCCUCCUCCACGGCUUCAAGUCCAGCCGUCUUUUCCAGCGAAACGUCUUCGUCUGGGACUUUGUGGAGAAGGCAGUGGUUUCCCUGGAGACGGCCGAUCAAAAUGGCGACCUGGCGGGCUCGAUGCUGCGGAAGGAGCCGCCCUGCGACUUGCUCUGUCAUUACGUCAACUGCAUCAACGCCUCGCCGAGAAAUAUCGGGAAGGAGGGGAAGUUCCAGUUGCUGGUCUGCCUGGGGGUCAGGGACCGACUCCUCUCCCAGUGGCUCCCCCUGCUGGCCGAGUGUCCCCUGACGGCGCGGACCUACGAAGACGGCGCUCUGAUGCGGGACCGCUCCGCCAUGCACUCGCUCUCCCGCAUCCUGCACACGCUCAACGAGUUCACCGUCACGCUGGAGAGCUCUCUGGUCAAAGGUGUGGCGCUCUGACCCCGCCCCAACGGGGACGCGGGUGGGACUCUGGUGUGCUGUAACAUAACGCUCCGAACCUUUUGCCUUGUUCCCUGAUGUCAAUGUCAUCACGCUUGUAUUUGCUCCAGGAAGUAGUCCUUUGUGUCAUUUCACUGUGGGGAAAAAAACAACACAACGGCGGUCACUUUGUUUGUUUUCCUAGCUUGUGUACGCUAAAACCAGUAGGGGGUGUGACGGCUUAGCAGCCUGGACGUUUACAUCUUAGGGACAUCAAUGCACUUGUAGUACAAACCCCGUUUCCAUAUGAGUUGGGAAAUUGUGUUCGAUGUAAAUAUAAACGGAAUACAAUGAUUUGCAAAUCCUUUUCAACCCAUAUUCAAUUGAACAGACUGCAAAGACAACAUAUUUCAUGUCCACACUGAGAAACUUUGUUAUUUUUUGCAAAUAUUAGCUCAUUUGGAAUUUGAUGCCUGCAACAUGUUUCAAAAAAGCUGGCACAAGUGGCAAAAAAGACUGAGAAAGUUUGUCAAGUUUUUUUUUUUUUACAAAUCAUGAACUUAGAAUUUAAUGGCAGCAACACAUUGCAAAAAAGUUGUCACUGGGGCGUUUUUACCACUGUGUUACAUGGCCUUUCCUUUUAACAACACUCAGUGCUGAAAUAAGCAGGGGCGUCCAUGGUAACGUUGCUUGGAUGGCAACAUGUGUUGCUCCAAAAGCUGUAUGUACCUUUCAGCAUUAAUGGUGCCUUCACAGAUGUGUAAGUUACCCAUGUCUUGGGCGCUAAUACACCCCCAUACCAUCACACAUGCUGCCUUUUACACUUUCACACUAGAACAAUCUGGAUGGUUCUUUUCCUCUUUGUCCACAGUUUCCCCCCAAAAAUUGAAAUGUGAACUCGUCAGACCACAGAACACUUUUCCACUUAGCGUCAGUCCAUCUUAGAUGAGCUCGGGCCCAGCGAAGCCGGCGGCGUUUCUGGGUGUUGUUGAUAAAUGGCUGUGGCUUUGCAUAGUAGAGUUUUAACUUGCUCUUACAGAUGCAGCGACCAACUGUAGUUACUUACAGUGGUUUUCUGAAGUGUUCCUGAGCCCAUGUGGUGAUAUCCUUUACACACCGAUGUCGCUUUUUGAUGCAGUACCGCCUGAGGGAGUGAAAGUCCGUAAUAUCACCGCUUACGUGAUUUCUCCAGAUUCUCUGAACCUUUUGAUGAUAUUACGGACCGUAGAUGGUGAAAUCCCUGAAGUCCUUGCAAUAGCGGAUGGUUCUUUCCCUAUUUGGUCCGGAGGACACGACGUCCACAGUUUCCAAAAACUAUUUGAAAUGGGGACUCGUCAGACCACGGAACACUUUUUCCACUUUGCAUCAGUCCAUCUUAGAUGAGCUCGGGCCCAGCGAAGCCGGCGGCGUUUCUGGGUGUUGUUGAUAAAUGCCUGUGGCUUUGCAUAGUAGAGUUUUAACUUGCUCUUACAGAUGUAGCGACCAACUGUAGUAACUGACUAGUUUUCUGAAGUGUUCCUGAGCCCAUGUGGUGAUAUCCUUUACACACUGAUGUCGCUUUUUGAUGCAGUACCGCCUGAGGGAGUGAAAGUCCGUAAUAUCACGGCUUACGUGAUUUCUCCAGAUUCUCUGAACCUUUUGAUGAUACUACAGACCGUAGAUGGUGAAAUCCCUAAAUUCCUUGCAAUAGCGGAAGGUUCUUUCCCUCUUUGGUCCGGAGGACACGACGUCCACAGCUUCCAAAAACUAUUUGAAAUGGGGACUCGUCAGACCACGGAACACUUGUCCACUUUGCAUCAGUCCAUCUUAGAUGAGCUCGGGCCCAGCGAAGCCGGCGGCGUUUCUGGGUGUUGUUGAUAAAUGGCUGUGGCUUUGCAUAGUGGAGUUUUAACUUGCACUUACAGAUGCAGCGACCAACUGUAGUUACUUACAGUGGUUUUCUGAAGUGUUCUUGAGCCCAUGUGGUGAUGUCCUUUACACACUGAUGUCGCUUUUUGAUGCAGUACCGCCUGUGGGAUCAAAUGUCUGUAAUAUCAUGGCUUACGUGCAGUGAUUUCUCCAGAUUCUCUGAACCUUUUGAUGAUAUUACGGAGCGUAGAUGGUGAAAUCCUUAAAUUCCUUGCAAUAGCUGGUUGAUAAAUGUCGUCCUUAAACAAUUUGCUCGGGCAUUUGUCGACAAAGUGGUGACCCUCGCCCCGUCCUUGUUUGUGAACGACUGAGCAUUUCAUGGACGCUGCUUUUAUACCCAAUCAUGGCACCCACCUGUUCCCAAUUAGCCCGUUCACCUGUGGGAUGUUCCAAAUAAGUGUUUGAUGAGCAUUCCUCAACUUUCUCCGUCUUUUUUGCCACUUGUGCCAGCUUUUUUUGAAACAUCAUAUUCCAAAUGUGCUAAUAUUUGCAAAAAAUAGCAAAGUUUACCAUUUUGAACGUGAAAUAUCUCGUCUUUGCAGUCAAUUCAAUUGAAUAUAAGUUUGCAAAUCAUUGUAUUCUGUUUUUAUUUACCAUUUACACGACGUGACAACUUCACCGCUUUUGGGGUUUGUCGUACCAAACGCUUCUAGUGGAGUCGCGUGGUUACUCAAAAGAUCACAACCAAGUCUAGAAUGUUCCUAAGCUGUACGAGUCAUGUUGUUGUCUACCUUUUUAACGUGAUGAACUUCUCCUUGCACGCUCUUUAACCCCCCGGAGGAAACACACGCAUGGCCAAAUCUCUUAGUUUAAUGUCUCCUCGCGCCACCGGAUGUCCACUCUAAUGGACAAAGACUCUGCUGAUACCUGCCACGCUGAUAUCGGGCCCCCGUGUAAAUAUCUCCUCUGAUCCCCGUGUCGUGGCAUCUGUUCCAGGUUAAACGGCUCCCUCGUUAGUUGUGGAUGUCGUCUCUUCAAAAACCACUAAAGUAUUGGCUGGAUGUGGCGUUUCCGCCGCGAAGGAAACGCCCGCCUUUCUCCUGCACGGCACGAUAUGUAACCCCGCCUCUUGGUGUUAUCAUUCAGACACGGACGGACUAGAGAGAGCAAUAAUAAUAAUAAUGGUUAUUUAUUAUGACAAAUGUGCUGUCACAUAUUAAAGUUAAUAAUGAAAUAAGCGGAAAUGUCUUGUUUAUUUUUUUGCAGCGCUCCUUCGGUCCAGUAUUAAACGUGUUUUACCGUAUAUCUUCCGGACCAUAGGGCGCACCAGAUUAUAAGGCGCAUUGAAUAUUUUUAAGAGUUCUUUCUUUAUCAAUAGGCAUGUUUAAAGCAGCUAAUAUUUUCCACAUAUGUACACUUUGUGCUUGUAUCGUAUGUCCGCUAGUAAACUGUGUGUUUCACCUGG